Molecule: messenger RNA, 576 nt
Organism: Cryptococcus wingfieldii CBS 7118
Lineage: Eukaryota; Fungi; Basidiomycota; Tremellomycetes; Tremellales; Cryptococcaceae
Exons: 10
Coding region: 1-576 (191 amino acids)
Biological process (GO): signal transduction
Cellular component (GO): plasma membrane
Molecular function (GO): GTP binding; GDP binding; GTPase activity
Source: RefSeq, a predicted model, not a curated record
AUGAGAAUCUUUCAGUGCGCUGUCAUGGGCUCGGGAGGAGUAGGAAAGAGCGCUUGUACAGUCCGGUUUAUCAAUGGCUCGUAUCUAGAGUGGUAUGACCCUACCAUCGAAGACUCGUACAGAAAGCAAUUUACAGUCGACAACCAGCCUUGCCUGCUAGAGAUCCUGGAUACAGCCGGCAUCGACCAAUACUUGACGCUUAAUGAUCUUUUCAUCCGUGAAUCAGAAGGUUUCGUCCUCGUCUUUUCAAUAACCCAACGCGAUACAUUUGAAGAAGUCAUACGUACUCGAGAAAGUAUCUCCCGCAUCAAAUUACCUUCAGAAACGGGGACCAAAGUAUCCAUGGUCAUUGUCGGAAAUAAAUGCGAUCUGGAGGACGAGCGACAAGUGUCAACAGCAGAAGGAGAGAAACUGGCAGAAUCAUGGGACUGUAAAUACUUUGAAGCUUCUGCACGUACUUCUAGCAACAUCGCCCCAGUAUUUGAAGAGAUAGUCCGAGUCAUGAGGCGUAAUACAAGACCAAAGCAGCGCGAGUUGAGAGCGAAAAGAGGAGGAAAGAAGUGUGUCAUACUCUGA